Messenger RNA from Aspergillus aculeatus ATCC 16872, 3327 nucleotides. RefSeq names its product histone methyltransferase SET1 (gene set1). The record is from RefSeq and is a predicted model, not a curated record. Gene Ontology annotation, molecular function: nucleic acid binding; protein binding; histone H3K4 methyltransferase activity. Gene Ontology annotation, cellular component: Set1C/COMPASS complex. NCBI's taxonomy places the organism in Eukaryota, Fungi, Ascomycota, Eurotiomycetes, Eurotiales, Aspergillaceae. The transcript is spliced from 5 exons. The coding region runs from base 1 to 3327 and encodes 1108 amino acids.
AUGUCGCGCACUUCAGCAGGGUUUGCAGACUUCUUUCCCACCGCUCCGUCAGUUCUACAGCAGAAACGCAAAGUCACCAAGGACAAGACCCACAACAAGGUUCAUUCAAAUGAAGAUACCGACCACGAAAGACUCGCUUGUUCGACAGAGGCUCAGAAUGUCUCUGAUUCGGGUCUGAGCACGGCAAGCGCAGGACGCCUGGAUACGCUUACGCCGCUUACAAAUGCAGAGCCCUCACCCACCCAGAAGGCCAGCACUAGUCGAGUCAGAGAAACGACAACAGCUGGUGUUCUUUCUAGAAAUCCUAGGACCGUUGAACAAAAGCCAGCCAUCGCCUUGCUACAAACUCCGCCGACACCGGAGUCACAGGGGCGCCCGACCGGAACCUUGAGAGGCUGGAAAAUAGCCUUAGACCCCGAGAACGAAAAGCGGACAUCAAAAGACAAACGCAAAAAAGCGCGCUAUGUGGAGAUUAUGUCCCAUGGACAGGAUGAUAGACCGCCGGAUCCUCGAUUGGUUAUAGUAAAUUAUGCACGUGGUGCCGGCUGCAAGCAGAAAACAAAAUUCCGUCCAGCCCCAUACACUUUGCGACAAUGGGUGUACGAUGCUUCUACAACAAUCGGGCCUGGGCCCCCGGUCCAGAUAGUGGUCACUGGGUUUGACCCUUUGACCCCAAUCGCCCCAAUUAAUGCUCUAUUCUCCAGCUUCGGAGACAUCGCAGAGAUUAAUAACCGUACUGAUCCAAUCACCGGCAGGUUUCUCGGGAUUUGCUCCGUCAAGUAUAAAGAUAGUGUCUCAUUCCGCGGAGGCGGCCCACUACUCGCAAUGAAUGCCGCAAGACGAGCGUACUGCGAGUGCAAGAAGGAACAGCGUAUCGGAACCCGGAGAAUUCGAGUCGAAUUGGACCGGGACGGGGUUGUCUCGGAGAAGAUAGUGUCAAGAGCGAUUGACUCCCAGAGGAUGGGAUACAAGAACUGUCUUUCUGUUGCAGAAGAUACAAAGGCUGGCCCCUCCGUCAAUCACAAUGAGCCCCCACCGACAGCGCCAAAAGGCCCAUCGGGAAGGUCCUUGACACGGGUGAUGGCCGUGAUCCCUGAAGGACCAAGGGCUAGCUUCUUCAAGUCAGUUGUGCCGUCCUUGGUCGAGGAAAUUCCCAUUUUGAGUCAGAUCAAGCGAGACCCAUAUAUCUUCAUUGCGCAUUGCUAUGUUCCGGUCCUUAGUACAACGGUUCCUCACCUGAAAAAAAGGUUGAAAGUAUUCGAUUGGAAAGAUAUUCGAUGUGAUAAGACAGGGUAUUACAUCAUUUUCGAGAAUUCCAGGCGAGGCGAAGAAGAAACAGAACGUUGCUACAAGAUGUGCCACAUGAAACCGUUGUUUACCUACAUCAUGAAUAUGGAGAGUCAACCUUAUGGAAACCCAGGCUAUGAGCGCAGCCCCAGUCCACAACGAUUGCAGGCGGAGCAGCGAGAACGAGCCAGGUUGGACAGAAUCAAGAGAGAGGCUGAACUGGACAUCGAGGAAGAGAAAAACCAAAGAGCAAACGAUUUGGAUCCCUGCAAGGAAGUGGUAGCCAUCAUAAUUCGGGACCUGAAAGACAAAUUGCUCGAAGACGUGAAAUCUCGGAUUGCUGCACCAACUUUAAGACAACUGGGUAUUCGUGAUCCGGCAGGGGCAAAGAGACCUCUGUUUCAGAUUGGCAUAAAUAGCCCAGCUGGGACACCAGGUUCACGUUCGGACCUGUCCACAGCCCGCCACCCUUUCGGUCCCUCAAAUCUGAGUAUCCUUGCGCUUCCACGUAUAAGGAAAGCUCACCGCCUCAACCACACAGACGCUGCUUUCUUGGACGAGAGGCGUAAACAACCUUUGCGGAGGAAAGAGGUUCGACCUCUGUAUCACCGUCUACAACAAUUACACCACGUGGAUGAUUCAGAUGACGAGCAGAGGACGCCUUUCACAAGGGACACCGAUGAUCCGGACAGUCGUGCCCCAAGCCGGUUGAGCUCAGAGUGUUCGGAUUCAGAGGAUGUUGAUGAAUCUGCUCCGGAGGCCUAUGGUGCAUCUGCCGAGCAAAAAUUCGGCAAUGACGAACAUCUGUACAGUUCACCUCGAAAAGAAAAUGUCGAUAUCUUGGUUGAAUCGGUCACUGAUGCCUCGCACGAUGCUUCGUACCCUGAACAGCACAAACUCUUUCCGGCAUCUCGCAAGCGAAAAAGAGAAAACGACAAGGUCAUCGCGCGAAAGAGAAAGAAAGAAGAUGAUGACCUCUUUGAAGUCGAUCAAGCCGCAGUCCUGAAAGAAGUGUCAAAGACUGAAAUAGGAUGGAAGGUUUCCAAUGACGAGCCCCGCCCAACGGUCGAGGAUGACGAAGCUAUUGUGCUAGAUCUCGAUGGGUGGCAGAGUCUGAUCAAGGAUGGGGAGGACUUGCGUUUCCUCCGUGAUGUGCUGGAAGGACUACCAGUAUCAAACGUUGGAAGUCUCACUGCUUGGGCAUGGAGACAAAAAGAAAUCAAAGCCCUGAAUCGCCCUGGAGAAGUAGGACCUGUGCGCGAAGCGACCAGUAUCCUUGGCUACUAUGUCUCAAACAUCACGGGAGCUGCAAGAACCGAGGGGAGGAAGAGGAUUCUGGAGUCGGAAAAGUCCAAAUAUUUACCGCACCGCAUCAAGGUCCAACGGGCCCGCGAAGAGCGAGAGGCAAAAGCGAAAAAUGACCCUCACAGUGUUGCUGUCGAAGCCGCGAGAAUUGCCGCAGCCAAGACGAUGUCUAAAUCCACAUCCAGAUCAACAAGAGUCAAUAAUCGCCGACUCAUCGCAGAUAUCAACGCACAAAAACAAGCCCUCCCAACUCAAAGCGGUGACGGUGAUGUUCUUCGUUUUAAUCAGCUGAAAAAGCGAAAGAAACCUGUUCGUUUCGCUCGAUCUGCAAUCCAUAAUUGGGGACUUUAUGCAGAAGAGAACAUUUCGGCUAAUGAUAUGAUCAUCGAGUACGUGGGUGAGAAGGUCCGCCAACAAGUUGCUGACAUGAGAGAGAGACGAUAUUUGAAGAGUGGCAUCGGCAGCAGUUAUUUAUUCCGUAUCGACGAGAACACAGUCAUCGACGCGACAAAACGAGGAGGCAUUGCGAGAUUUAUCAACCACAGCUGUACACCCAAUUGUACUGCGAAGAUCAUCAAAGUGGAUGGAAGUAAAAGGAUUGUCAUAUAUGCCCUGAGGGACAUUGAAAGAGAUGAAGAGCUUACAUAUGACUACAAGUUUGAAAGGGAGUGGGACAGCGAUGACAGGAUCCCUUGUCUUUGCGGUUCCAGUGGUUGCAAAGGUUUUCUCAACUAA